This is a messenger RNA of Tachyglossus aculeatus (Australian echidna), 4141 nucleotides long. RefSeq names its product septin 8 (gene SEPTIN8). Lineage: Eukaryota; Metazoa; Chordata; Mammalia; Monotremata; Tachyglossidae. Gene Ontology annotation, biological process: cytoskeleton-dependent cytokinesis. Gene Ontology annotation, molecular function: GTP binding; molecular adaptor activity; GTPase activity. The transcript has 11 exons. Gene Ontology annotation, cellular component: microtubule cytoskeleton; septin complex; cell division site. The record is from RefSeq and is a predicted model, not a curated record. Bases 114 to 1622 code for a protein of 502 amino acids.
AGCUGCGGCAUUCCAGGGGGAAGAGCGCGCCCGGGAGCCGGCCUCCUCCUCCUCCUCCUCGUCCUCCUCCUUCUCCUCCUUCUCCUUCCCCCGGCCCGGCGCCGCCCGCAGCCAUGGCCUCCGCCGCCUCCGCCGACCUGGACCGCUUCUCGGCUGCCAUUCCUGCCUGGCCCCAGAGGGGUUCUGGGUCUGAUGCGCGGAGGACCGGACCGGAAACCCUCCUUUCACUAGUCCGUCUCUCUCCGCCUGGGAUUCCUGGUCGCACCCCUUCAUUCCAAGGAUGGCGAGAGGGGGAGUCAGGACAAAGCAGGACCCAAGAUGGAGAGAAGAGUGAACAGAAGCGGAGCCUUUUGCUCGGAGGCCACGUUGGCUUUGACAGCCUCCCGGACCAGCUGGUCAGCAAAUCGGUCAACCAGGGCUUCAGCUUCAACAUUCUCUGUGUCGGGGAGACGGGCAUCGGGAAGUCCACCCUGAUGAACACGCUGUUCAACACCACGUUUGAGACGGAGGAGGCCAGCCACUACGAGAACUGCGUCCGGCUGCAGCCACGCACCUACGACCUGCAGGAAAGCAGUGUGCAGCUCAAGCUGACCAUCGUGGAUGCCGUUGGCUUCGGAGACCAGAUCAACAAGGACGAGAGUUACAGGCCAAUAGUUGAUUACAUCGAUACGCAGUUUGAAAACUACUUGCAAGAAGAACUAAAGAUCCGGCGGGCCCUGUUCAACUACCACGACACCAGGAUCCACGUCUGCCUUUACUUUAUCACCCCCACCGGACAUUCACUCAAGUCCCUGGACUUGGUGACCAUGAAAAAGCUGGAUAGCAAGGUAAAUAUCAUCCCCAUCAUCGCCAAGGCCGACACCAUUUCCAAGAGCGAGUUGCACAAGUUCAAGAUCAAGAUCAUGGGCGAGCUGGUCAGCAACGGUGUCCAGAUCUACCAGUUCCCCACGGACGAUGAGACGGUAGCAGAGAUCAACGCCGUCAUGAAUGCUCAUCUACCUUUCGCCGUGGUUGGCAGCACAGAAGAGGUAAAAGUCGGGAACAAACUGGUGCGGGCUCGACAGUACCCGUGGGGGGUCGUUCAAGUGGAGAACGAGAGUCACUGUGACUUUGUGAAGCUGCGGGAGAUGCUGAUCCGGGUGAACAUGGAAGAUCUGCGGGAGCAGACCCACACCCGCCACUACGAGCUCUACCGGCGCUGCAAGCUGGAGGAGAUGGGCUUCAAGGACACCGACCCGGACAACCAGCCGUUCAGCCUCCAAGAGACAUAUGAGACGAAGAGGAAAGAGUUCCUCGGGGAGCUGCAGCGAAAGGAGGAGGAAAUGAGGCAAAUGUUUGUCAACAAAGUGAAAGAGACUGAGUCGGAGCUGAAGGAGAAGGAGAGGGAGCUCCACGAGAAGUUCGAGCACCUAAAGAGGAUACACCAGGAGGAGAAGAGGAAGGUGGAGGAGAAGAGAAGGGAGCUGGAGGAGGAGAUGAACGCUUUCAACCGGCGGAAAGUGGCUGUGGAAACCCUGCAAUCUCAGUCCCUGCAAGCCACCUCCCAGCAGCCCCUGAAAAAGGACAAAGACAAGAAAAAAACCAGUGGGUGGUCUUCCAUUUAUAGUGUGACCAUCAAUUGAUUGAGCAGUUGUGGGUCCGAUUUUAAAGACGCCUCGUGAGUCCGGCUCCAUUGGGUUUAAUUGUUCAGCAUCAAGAUGGCUACUUACCAGGUGCACUAGCAGAUACACGGAGUGAAAUUCCUUUUAAUUCUUCUAACCCUGAGAUUAAUUCCAGUAAUGAGAAUCUUAAAAGGGACUUCUAAAUUUUCAUCUCGGCACAAAUAAAGUCGAAUAACACCCCCUCCUAUUAUUUUUAUAAAUAACAAUCUUCCCCUGUUUUAAAAACUAAGUUGCUCUAAAAACGUUCCAUGUGUGUAUAACCUAUCGCUCCAUAUCUACACCUGCGCAGAGAUAGGUAAUAAACUACAUAUUAUGACAGAGAUUUUCAUGUCUUUACUAUUACAAUUGUAACAUAAAAUAGGAUCACCUUUUGGAAAAUUUUUAAUUCUUGAUCUCUAAAAUAACCAUAGAGGUGAAGUCAUUCUAUUUGUCAAUCUACCCUUUUGUUAUAUAUUAUUGGGAAAUGAACCUACCUUCCCUUUUAAAAGCAGAUCUGGGUGAAAUAACAAAGCCAUCUACAAAUGCGCAUAAUGAAGAACAAUAGCUGUUAGAAGAUUACAGUGGUUGUUUUCCCCCUGAAGCCAUAAUUUUGUCCUCCUAAUUGAGUUUGGAAUAACUUAUGAAGAUGCUUGUUCAUUUUUUUAAAAAAAAAAACAACCAAAAAACCGCAUACAACAACCCCCAAAACAACUUUCUGAGAAUAGCCAUUAGUUUCCAACUUUUCCCUUUGAGAGGGGAGAAUGGGACCAUCGUGGAAGGAGCAGGGUCUGCCUUGCCCUCCCCAGUUUUCAGAUGCUAUGUCAAGCUUCCUGGACCUUUAGCUAGAAAGGAAACUAAACCCACUCCUACUUUGGUGCCUGUAGAAUUAAAGAAUUAAUUGUUCAGGUGUUCUCUGCCAACUAAGGGCCAUCGGUCAGAUCGUGGAUAUCAUCUGAAACAAAAACCUCUUAACCAGAUCCGAUGAUUAUGCUUUCCCCGGUUUACCAUAGGUCUGGUUUUGUGAUUUUAAUAACAAGCUAGCAGAGACAACCUCUGCCCUGGCUCAGUUCAGAAGCGGCAUUUGUCUGUGGUUAACUGAAGAGCCUUCAGAUUUCACUACAGGACCCAUCAUCUUCGCUAAACGCUCAGGUUGAAUGUCUCCUGAAGGAGACAUCUGUGGUUUAUAGGAAUCACUCCAAAAUAGUUGUUGCAAUGUUUCUCAACACUUCUGAGGACCUCGAGGAAAACAAAAUGAAACACUCUACUGGUACAUGUAAGACAGCUGUCUGUGUGGGGGUGUUGGGAGGGGUCUUGAUGUCUUUAAGCUAGUAUGUAUUACAAUGUAUUCAAGAGUUUGCUGAGAUCUGUUAACUCUAAAUCAGUGCCACGCUAAGCUAAAUGUAUUGUAAAGGAAAGCCAAACCAAGUUGUUAAGCAGGCUUCUAUGUUAUGUAUGUCAGGCUAUUGUGUGUGUCGGGCCAAUAUGUUAUUGUAGAAAAGCUGUUUGAAUAGUAUGGCAUGUAGUUCCUCAAAGGAUGGAAAUCCUGCAUGGUGAUUGGCUGAAAAGACUAAUGACGAGUCAGUCGAUAUUGUUUGUCUUCAGAGGUGGACAAUAUUGAAGUCUGGAAUGACGUGAACGAAUUGGAUUGUUAUGUAAACGACAGCAGCCUGUUUGGCUGCCCACAAGUGCACGCGUUCCAGAUGUUUCUGAUGAAGAUACUCCAACCAUAUGUAACAAAAUUCCCAUUGACGUUUCAUUCAAGGGACCACCAAGGUCACCUCACGCUCUAUACUCACCCUUUCUGUGAUGUGGUUGGUACACGUGACUGCUCAUUCUCACCUAGUGAAUGUCUGCUCCUCUCUGUGUAGCAUUUUGCUUCAGCAUAUAUGUGUUUGGGACUUCUUCCAUUGUCGUUUUCCAUUUUUGACUGAGGCCAACUUUUGUGGUUUGUAAGGUAAGCUCAGAAACUUGCCUUCUAUUUAACAAGCUUCCAACGUGAUGUGACACUAACCUGAAACCAAGCUGAAGACUUAUCUCUCCCUAUAGGUUAAGAAAGGAAGUGUUUCCAACUUGACCGUUACUCCCCCACCCCAGCCCCUUUGGUUUUUAAAAUACAUCUGUACGUGGUCGGCCUUUCUAGGAACUGUCAUUUGAUACUUUAAGCUACCAUAUCUUUCACUAAGAGCAUUUGUUACGUGUAAACUCCAUUGACUGGAUGCCUCAUUUUGUAGACUCUGGGUACGUGCAUGCAUGCUGUGUGUAUGUGUGCACACGUGUGUGUGUGUGUGGGUGUGUGUUGUGUGUGCAUGUGCAUGCAUACAAGAGCCAAGUGUCAGAGUCUGCAGUUAAAAAUAGGAAUAAUUUGACAUAAGGGACUGUGACUUGCUGAUUUGUAAGGUUAAAAUACUUCUUCUCCCAAACCGCUUCAUUCCGUCACACCAUUUUUGUUGCUUUCCCAUUCACUUUGUACUCAUUUCUUAUUAAAUUUCACAUUAUUUUGA